AUGGAGCAGAAGCGGGUGUCGAAGCGGUUGUACGUCGGAGGGCUCGGCCACACCGUCUCUAAGGCUGAACUGCAAGAAAGAUUCGGCAAGUUUGGGGAGGUUUUGGACGCAGAGAUUAUUACCAGGAAAGAUGACCAGGGGAACCCUAUGAAGACUUUUGCUUACCUCACUGUCAGCAUUUCUGAUGCAGAUCUUAGGAAGUGUAUGUCAAUUUUAAAUAAAACAAAAUGGAAAGGGGGGACACUGCAAAUUGAGUUGGCCAAAGAAAGCUUUUUGCACAGGCUCGCCAUGGAGAGGGAGGAAGCAAAGCUGCAGAAAGAAAAGCCACAGAGACAUGACAAAACGUGUCUGUUGGAAUCACUGAAAAAAGCUGGAGUUGUAGACUUUCAGAUGAAAGCAGUGCCAGGUACAGAGGUGCCAGACCAUAAGAAAUGGAUUGUUGGUAAAUUUGGCAGAGUCCUACCUGUCCUACACCUUAGGAGUCAACAGAAAAAUAAAAUUGUGAAAUAUGACCCAUCAAAGUAUUGCCAUAACCUCAGGAAGCUGGAGCCAGACUUGGCACGUGAAGUUCCUAUAUCUGAGCUCACCUGGUGCUUGGAAGGGGGAGAUGGCAGCGUCAUGCACAGGAAGCGGCCAGGAGAGCUCCCCGGGGCAAAACAGCCACCUAAAAAACUGAGGCAACUGGGCAGAGAGGCUCUGAAUGGAGCAGUAGUUCUCUCCUCUGGGUGCCAGUCACCUUCAAAAAACAGAAGCUUAGCGCAGCUAGAUGAAAGGUCAAAAUCCAAACCCAAUGAGAAGUCUAAAUUGCCUCUGUCAAGUGCUCUUUCCAGUAAAAUAUCAGAGAGGGGCUUAGUAUCAGAUAAAAGCAACAUUUCUGGAGUUACAGCUCAAAAUCAUAGGAGUGUUUGUGACAGUGACGUUGAUUCUGAAGAGGAAAUCAGAGCAAUGGUAGAGAAAGAGAGAGGAAUGCAGAAAGCUGAAAAUGUUGAGACUGAAAGUGACCACUUGGAAAUUGUUGGGGAUAAUUUUGAAUUAAAAUAUAAUAGUCACUGGUCCUUAAGCAAUCCAGAUGCUAGAAAGAAAGCCAUCAAAGGAAGUAACAGAGAGAAAGAGACUGUGGAAUGUGACAACAGUUAUGACUCAGCAGAUACAGAUGAAAUUAUUGCUGAAAGUAAAACUCCAGAUCUAAGUAGCAGGAAAACUACAAUUUUAGAAGAUUCUAAACAGGUGAAGCUGGAAAAUAAAGAAAUGCCAACUACCAAAACCUGUGAGUCAGUGGAUGACUCUGCACAGAAACCUCACCAUUUAAAAGAAUAUAUUGGAAGGAAAGGGAAAAUUAAAAAAAAAACCAACUCUGUCUUGCAAAGUACAGCAGUUAAGAGCUCAACAAAGGCAAGUGAUAGUGAAAGCUCUUACUCAGAGGCUGAGAAAGGGGACUCUGAAAUUAGUUCUGAUUAUGAGUCUCUUAUGCAAAACUGUUACCGCUUGGACCUUACAUUAGAUGACCUAAAAGCAUUAGCUACUGAAAACGUUGGGGCACCAGCAGAUGAAUCAGAUAGUGCACUGAGUUCUAGUCAGCAAAGUGUUGAAGAAAAUCCUAAGGGUAAUGUUGUAAAUAAACCAAAACUUUCUAAAAUCCACCCUGCAGUUAAAAAAAAAUGUAUCUGUCCUGAAGAUGUAGUUGCUGCAAUUUUAGCUGGGGAGGACAAUGCUGCUGAAGAAGGCUCCAAGGGACAAAAUAACUCGUGUUUGAAAUAUCAGCCUUUCAGAGGAAUUGGGUCCCUUUGUGAAAAAGAGGUAACUAAGGAGAGCAGCGGUUCAAAGAAGGUGUUGGCAGAAAGUUUAGGUCCUGAAACUUGUAUUUCUUACUGUGGGGAGGAGUCAUCUAAAAGACAGUCUAAAAAGCAUCCAUUGUGUCCACAGGAAAUCAGUAGUAAAAAGAGACAGAAUAUGCCUUGUGAACCGCACAAGGAAUUGUCAGAUUUUGCUUCCUUAGCAGCUGAGAGCAAUCAGCCUGGUUCCAGGCCUCAUUUACAAGGAAGGAGCAAAGACACAAGUUCUUUACCAGAAGACCAAAAUUCAGAGCGUGGAGCUGCUGUUCCCAGUACUGAUGAGAGUGGAGACGAGAGCAGUGAUGUGGAUAGGAAUGCUACAGUGCCACAGAAACAUGUUAAGCAACUGAAAAGGCCAAAACUGCUUUCCAAAAAAUUAAAGAGAGAUGUAAGCAAUACAAAUCCCGAACGUGAAACUAACAAGUGUGAGAAUGGGAAGACAAGCCUGCUGGAAACUAAGGAGCUUUGUCGUCAGGUUACUGCUUCAAAGGGACCUGAUUUAGAAAAGAAACAGUUCCAGGAUAACCAGAGGAGGCUGGCAGCUCUAGAAGAGAGACAGAAAGAGAGAGAAUUACAGAAGAAACUCAUUCAAGGAGCUCUUUCAAAUCUGGAUAGCCAGCCAGCAGGCAAGCAUAAACACAUCAUAUUCAAUUCAGAUGUGGAAAGUGAAGCUGAAGGAGAUGAGGUGUUGAAGAAAGGGAAGAGUUUGGGAGAGAAGCAUGAAGAAGAUGAACCUGCUCCCAAAACUUCAAGCAGACUGUUUGAAAGCAGUGAGGAUGAGCAAGAUGACGCAGAUGAUGAGAGAUUCAAAAUUAAACCCCAGUUUGAAGGCAAAGCUGGUGAAAAACUCUUGAGACUGCAGUCACGAUUUGGCACAGAUGAAAGAUUUCGCAUGGAUGCUCGAUUCCUUGAAAGUGACAGUGGGGAGGAAGCAGAGACAAAUGCCUUGAAGACAGAUGAGGAGGAGGAACUUGCUGCAGAGAAAAAGAAGAAUCUGCAAAUACUGGGAAGCCUCUUGAAUGUCAACUUGGAACACCAUAAGCCAACUAAACCAGCCGCAAGUGCUAAGAAAUUCAAAGAUAUUAAUGCCCUCCGCUACGAUCCCACAAGACAGGACCACGCAGUCUUUGAAAGGAAACCAAGUGCUACAGAAAAAGAGAGUAAAGCUAAAAGGAAGAAGAAGAGGGAAGAGAGUGAAAAACUCCCUGAAGUGUCGAAAGAAACAUACUAUGAUAUUGCUGUUGAUUUAAAAGAGUUGUUUGGCUCUUCAAAGAGCAAAUCAGAAACAAAUCAAGAAGUACCCUGGGACAAAGCCACUGCAGAGGACCCUACCCAACCUGACUCUUCGGGACCUAAUGCUGGCAGUAAGGAAGAUCAGGAGUCUGAUUAUUUCAAGUUUUCCUUCUUUGAAGACAUGGAGGAGUCACGCAUGAAAGAAGAGCCCUACGUAAUUGAAACAAUAAAACCUGUAAAAGUCACAUGGCAAGAAGAUCCACGUUUCCGAGACAGCAGUUCUGAGGGUGAUGAUGAACCAGAGGCAUCAGAAAGUGAAUGGAACAAAGAAAUGUUUGUUUCUUUGCCACAGACACAAACUGUGAGAUUUUUCUUCUUCUCCAAAGAUGACGAACGACUAAGAGAAGGCCCCAAGUUAUUUUGUAGAUCAGCAGAUCUCAGUGAGGAAAGAGAUGGUUGGGAAGACAGACGUAGAGUGUUGAUUGAGGAGUGCCGGAAGAAGCAUAAGGAUGCAAGGAGGAAAGUGAAAGCAAAACAAUAA
Messenger RNA from Chaetura pelagica (chimney swift), 3606 nucleotides. RefSeq names its product nucleolar protein 8 (gene NOL8). The coding region runs from base 1 to 3606 and encodes 1201 amino acids. Gene Ontology annotation, molecular function: RNA binding. The transcript is spliced from 16 exons. NCBI's taxonomy places the organism in Eukaryota, Metazoa, Chordata, Aves, Apodiformes, Apodidae. The record is from RefSeq and is a predicted model, not a curated record.